CAAAAAGAGCUGAAGAUGUCGACUCGGUCAUGUGAUCAGCUGUGUCCAAUCAAAGCUGAUUGCAUGUAAACAGGGAGUGAUCAUCAGGGCACUGAUUAUCAGUGUGCCCUGAUGAUCAGUGUAGCCCCAGCAGUGCCACCUGUCAGUGCCCAUCAGUGCCACCUGCCAGUGCCCAUCAGUGCCUCACCAAUGUCACAUAUCAGUGCCUACCAGUGCACAUCAAUGCCACAUAUCAGUGCCCAUCGAGCUGCCUUUCAGUGUCAUCUAUCAGUGUCAGUCAGUGCCACCUAUCAAUGCCAGUCAGUGCCACCUAUCAGUGCUGCCAAUCAGUGCCACCUAUCAGUGCCAGUCAGUGCCGCCUCUCAGUGCCAGUCAGUGCCGCCUAUCAGUUCCACCUAACAGUGCCAUAUAUGAGUGCUGCCUUUCAGUGCCCAUCAGUGCCACCUACCAGUGCCUCCCCAUCAGUGCCAUCUAUCAGUGCCCAUCAGUAAAGCAUAUCAGUGCCCAUCACUGCAGCCUCAUUAGCGCACAUCAGUG
This is a messenger RNA of Staurois parvus, 537 nucleotides long. NCBI's taxonomy places the organism in Eukaryota, Metazoa, Chordata, Amphibia, Anura, Ranidae. The record is from the annotation of a GenBank genome assembly.